CUCACCCAAGGGAUAUAAAUAGUGCUCCAUUCGGACCAGUACAGCAUCAGUUGAUCAUAUCCAACUACCAGACAUCAACAUGAAGUACUCCUGUGUCCUGCUCCUUUUGGCCACCGUCGCCUGUUUCCUGGUGAGCCUGACCAGUGCAACUACCACGACCACCACCACGACAGAUGCCACUACCACGACCACCACAACCACCGCCUCGUCUUCUGACACCACUACCACGACAGCGUCGUCCUCGGACACCACCACUACCACGGAUUCGUCCUCCUCCAAAAAGAAGAAGCACGUGGUACACUACAAGCGCAAGGUGCACAAGCCCAAGAAGGUCAAGAAGAUCCACAGGAAGAAGAACCGCAGUGGUUAACCAUCUUAACUAUAGAUAUCCCCACCCGGUUACAACUAAAGUGAACUCCGACUCCCGAAGACAACUGCCAUAUCAUUAUUCCACUAUAUUUAUUAUUCUGUAAACAAACCUCUUACUUAUUAUUAAUAAAUUAAAGAAAAUUUA
Messenger RNA from Drosophila yakuba, 514 nucleotides. RefSeq names its product protein new-glue 3. The transcript has a single exon. Bases 80 to 370 code for a protein of 96 amino acids. The record is from RefSeq and is a predicted model, not a curated record. NCBI's taxonomy places the organism in Eukaryota, Metazoa, Arthropoda, Insecta, Diptera, Drosophilidae.